AUGAUGCGUCUUAUCAUAUUUUUCUUCCUUGUUUUUAUUUGCGAGCAAGGAAGUGCAACGAUAUACCAAUGUAAUACAAAUACUUCAUGUGGAUGUUCAACUUCAUUAACUCUUAUAUCACGUAUUAUUGGUGGUGAAACUGCAGUUCGACAAUCUUGGUCAUGGGCUGUUUCCAUUCGUACUUCUGGAGAACAUCUUUGUGGAGGAACCAUUCUUUCACCAUCAUUCAUUAUUACUGCUGCUCAUUGUUUCGAAUACAUAACUGAUUUAAAAAGUGUCACUAUUCUUGCUGGAUCCUUAACUUUAAAACCUUCAUCAAAUAAUUCAUCUCAAGUUCGUUCAAUCGCUAAACUCUACAGACAUCCUCGUUUUGAUCCUAAUUCAAAUCGAAAUGAUAUGGCUCUUCUUCGCUUAUCUAGUCCAUUCAAUAUGAGACAUGGAAAUAUCAAAUCAAUCUGUUUACCCUCUGGUACUGUUUCUCAACCACCAGACAAUAUUAAUAUGAUUGCUAUAGGUUGGGGUAUUACAUCAAUCUCGUCAGAUAAAAGUUCUUCAUCUCUUCGUCAAGUUACAUUAAAAUCCGUACCACUUACAUACAGUGGAUGUAAACCUCUUAUUUUUGAUAGUAAACUGCAAUUUUGUGCUGGAAUAAUAACGGGUGGCAAAGAUACUUGUCUAGGUGAUAGUGGUGGACCAUUAAUGGCAUUUGUUAAUAAUAUUUGGCAACUUCAUGGUAUCACAUCCUAUGGAAAUGGAUGUGCAUUGCCUGAGACUGUCCGCAUUACAUGUGGCAAAGAAAAAGUCACAUUUUUAUGUGGAGGAUGUACACAAGAAUUUUGUUUUAAUCAUUUGGCUGAUCACAAGCAAGAGCUAAGUAAACAAUUCGAUGAAGUUGAAAUUAAUCAUGAUUUCUUUCGACAAAUACUUACGGAGCAAACAUCUAAGCCACAACAGCAUCCAUUAAUUCAACAAAUUGAUACAAGGGAAUAUGAUUCAAUUAAUAAAAUUCAACAAAAACAAAUAGAAAAUAAGUUAAAUCAAUUAACUGAUAAAAUACCACAAAGUCGUGCAGAAAAUGAUUUUUUUGAAACAGAUUUACAUCGAUGGAAUGAUGAUUUAAUUCAGUUGAAAAAAAAACUUACUAAACCAUCAAAUAUCAAUGCUCGACAUGAUACUACACAACUUGUUACUACGCUUUCAAUUGAUGUUACAUCUUAUAAGCCUGGUAGUUAUUUUGAAUUAAAACCAUAUUAG
Molecule: messenger RNA, 1254 nt
Organism: Rotaria sp. Silwood1
Lineage: Eukaryota; Metazoa; Rotifera; Eurotatoria; Philodinida; Philodinidae
Source: the annotation of a GenBank genome assembly